CGUUCCACUGAGUUCCCUUGUUGCUCCCUGCCCUCCCUCAGGUAUAAUCUGGCCUGCCACCGCCUGGAGACCCUGCUGCAGAGCAUCGACCUGCCGCCCCUCAACAGCGCCAACAACGCCCAGUACUUCCUGCGCAAGCCCGACAAGGCGGUGGAGGAGGACCAGCGCGUCUUCUCGGCGUAUCAGGACUGCGUGCAGCUGCAGCUGCAGCUCAACCUGGCUCACCACGCCGUGCAGAGGCUGCGCGUGUCGCUGGGCGCCAACCGCAAGGUGCUGCCCGACAUCUACGACGCCCGCGAGCUCGUCCACAGCUCGUCCACGGAGCAGCUCCGCACGGUGAUCCGCUACCUGCUGGACACCCUCCUCAGCCUUCUGCACACCUCCAACGGUCACUCAGUUCCCUCGGUUCUGCAGAGCACGUUCCACGCGCAGGCGUGCGAGGAGCUGUUCAAGCACCUGUGCAUCAGCGGCACGCCCAAGAUCCGCCUGCACACGGGGCUACUUCUGGUGCAGCUGUGUGGGGGAGAGCGCUGGUGGGGCCAGUUCCUCUCCAACGUGCUGCAGGAGCUCUACAACUCUGAGCAAGUGCUCAUCUUUCCCCAGGACAGGGUGUUCAUGCUGCUGUCCUGUAUCGGCCAAAGAUCUCUGAGUAACAGCGGGGUUCUGGAGGGGCUUCUCAACCUGCUGGACUCCCUGCUCUCGCCCCUGCAGCAGCCCUCCAGCCACCAGCUGCGCCGCACUGACGGUGUGCUGGACAUCCCCAUGAUCAGCUGGGUGGUGAUGCUGGUGUCUCGUCUGCUGGAUUACGUUGCCAGUGUGGAGGACGAGGCCACUUCCAAGAAGGGAGGGAAGGACCGGGAGAGGACCUUCACAGGAAACCAGUGGAGCUUCAUCAACAACAGCCUUCAGUCCCAGAACAUGAACCGAUCAACCAAAGGCAACAGCAGCUUAGACCGCCUAUACUCCCGCAAGGUCCGCAAACAGCUGGUCCACACCAAACAGCAGUUAAAUUUGUUGAAAGCCAAACAGAAAGCUUUGAUGGAGCAAAUCGAGAAGGAGAAGAUCCAGAGCAACAAGAGCUCCUCGUACAAGCUCCUGGUCGAGCACGCCAAGCUCAAGCAAGCCACGUCUAAGCACUUUAAGGACCUGAUCCGUCUGAGGCGGACUGCCGAGUGGCCGCGCUCGUCCCUGGACACGGAGGCGGCGGCGGCGGCCGCAGCCAAGGAGGCUCCGGAGGUGGAGCUGCUGCCCUUCACCCUGUCCCACGAGCGCUGCAUCUCCGUGGUGCAGAAGCUGGCCCUCUUCCUGCUCUCCAUGGACUUCACCUGCCACGCCGACCUGCUGCUGUUUGUCUGCAAGGUGUUGGCGCGGAUAGCGAACGCCACGCGGCCGACCAUCCACCUGUGUGAGGUGGUGUCGGAGCAGCAGCUGGAGAGGCUGCUGCUGCUGCUGGUGGGCACGGACUUCAACCGCGGGGACAUCUCCUGGGGCGGCGCCUGGGCACAGUACUCCCUCACCUGCAUGCUGCAGGACAUCCUGGCAGGGGAGCUGCUGGCCCCCGGGUCUCUGGAGGGCAUGGACGAGGGGGGGGCCAUGGGGGAGGAGGCAGGGGCUGCGGCAGCGUGCGCGUCGGCGUGCGCAGGGGCCGAGCCCGAGGAGGCCCUGGCCCAGCCCUCGCCCCUCCCCCUGGUGGAGAGCAUCGACGAGGCCCUGGCCCCCGAUCUCAUCGCAGGUGCUCCACCUCUAUCAUCUUUGGAAAAAGAUAAAGACAUAGACUUUGACUUGCUACAAGACCUGAUGGAUGUUGAUAUUGAUCCUUUAGAUAUUGAUUUGGAAAAAGACCCCCUCGCCGCCAAAGUUUUUAAGCCAAUUGGCAGCACCUGGUAUGACUACUGGGGUGCUGACUAUGGCACCUAUAACUAUAACGCCUAUGUAGGGGGCGCAGGGAUACCUGUGUCCAAGCCUCCGGCUGCCGCCGAGAAGCCUGGGCCUCAAAGCCUAUCAGUGUCUGUCUCACAAGCUCUAGAUGCUCGUCUAGAGGUGGGUUUGGAACAGCAGGCUGAGCUCAUGCUGAAGAUGAUGGCCACGCUGGAGGCAGACUCUAUACUACAGGCCCUCACCUCCACCUCCCCCACUGUGGUCCAGUCCUCUAACGGGACGGACGAUUCCCUGCUGCGGGGGCUACACAGCUCCCCCCCUGGCAGCAGUCUAAUGGUGCAGCCCUCCUCCAUCCCCAUGCUGAGUGCCUGCUUCAACAAGCUCUUCUCCAUGCUGCAGGUGCAUCACGUCCAGCUGGAGUCUCUGCUGCAGCUCUGGCUGACCCUCAGCCUGAACUCAUGUCCGGGCGGCUCGGAUGAUACCGGCUCGGACAUCUUCCUGUUCAACGCCAGCCGCGUGCCCACCAUUCCCCUAAACCAAGCCUCCAUUAGUAGUUUCCUCACAGUGCUGGCCUGGUACCCCAACACCUCGCUGAGGACCUGGUGCCUGGUGCUGCACAGCCUCACCCUCAUGACCAACAUGCCCUCCAGUGCCUCCAGUAGUGGGAUGGGCGGCCACGAUAGCACGGCCCAGCAGAUGGUGUCAGAGCUCACGCUCGUCCCUGUCCUUGUGCGCUUCCUGUCGGGGAGCAACCCCCACGGCACCAGCCAGCACAGCUCCCAGGUGGGGCCCACUGCAACCCAAGCUAUGCAAGAGUUCCUGACCAGGCUCCAAGUGCACCUUUCCUCCACGUGUCCCCAGAUGUUCAGCGGGUUCCUGCUUGAGCUUAUGCACAUUCUGUCCAUGGAGAGGGGACCCUUCCUGUCAGGCCAGGGCCCACUGGACGCCCAGGUCAAGUUGCUGGAGUUCACACUGGAGCAGAGCUUCGAGUCUGUGUCGGUUGGCACCAUAAUGUCAGUCAUCGAGUCCAUCACCUUCCUGGUGCACCACUACAUCACCUGUUCCGACAAGGUGGUGUCGCGCAGCGGCUCCGACAGCUCCGUGGGCGCCCGCGCCUGCUUCGGUGGGCUCUUCGCCAACAUCAUCCGGCCUGGCGACGCCAAGGCCGUCUGCGGCGAGACCACGCGCGACCAGCUCAUGUUCAACCUGCUGAAGCUGGUCAACACGCUGGUCAAGCUGCCGCUCACAGCCGACGGCAAGUUCAGCGGGCGCGUGUCCCCCGGGGGCAACGGCUCCAGCGACAGCGUCUCGGACGAGGAGAAGGUGUGCGGCAGCAAGGAGGGGGCCGGGCCGGGCGGAGCGACCCCACACCAGGGCCCCGCCGUCGGGGUUGCAGACCUUGUGCUGGGUAACCAGCAGGUCAUGAGCCAGAUCCUAUCAGCUCUGGGCCAGUGCAACAGCAGCGCCAUGGCCAUGAUCAUAGGAGCCAGCGGUCUCCACCUGACCAAGCAUGAGAACUUCCACGGUGGUCUGGAUGCCAUCUCUGUGGGCGAUGGCCUCUUCACCAUCCUCACCACCCUCAGCAAGAGGGCCACCUCAGUGCAGGUCAUGCUGCAGCCCAUCCUCACCUACAUGGCCUGCGGGUACAUGGGCCGACAGGGCUCUCUGUCCACAUGCCAGCUGUCUGAGCCUCUCCUCUGGUUCAUCCUGAGGGUGCUGGACACCAGUGAGGCCCUCAAGGCCUUCCAUGACAUGGGUGGUGUUCAGCUGAUCUGCAACAACAUGGUGACGAGUACACGGGCGAUCGUGAACACAGCGCGCAGCAUGGUCUCCACCAUCAUGAAGUUCCUGGACUCGAGCCCCGGCAAGGCGGCCGAUGGCAGCCUGAAGGCCCGCGUGCUGGCCUCAGAGCCCGACAAUGCAGAGGGCCUGCACAACUUUGCUCCGCUUGGCACCAUAACCUCCAGCAGCCCCACGGCACAGCCGGCGGAGGUGCUGCUCCAGGCCACGCCCCCGCACCGCAGAGCGCGCUCAGCUGCCUGGUCCUACAUCUUCCUGCCGGAGGAGGCCUGGUGUGACCUCACCAUCCACCUCCCCGCUGCAGUGCUGCUCAAGGAGGUCCACAUCCAGCCGCAUCUGGCCUCGCUAGCCACCUGCCCGUCGUCCGUGUCGGUGGAGAUCAGUGCCGAUGGCGUCAACAUGCUGCCACUGUCCACGCCAAUCAUCACCAGUGGUCUGACCUACAUUAAGAUCCAGCUGGUGAAAGCAGAGGUGGCGUCGGCCGUGUGCCUGCGACUGCACAGGCCUCGCGAUGCCAGCACACUCGGCCUCUCCCAGAUCAAGCUGCUUGGCCUCACCGCCUUCGGCAACACUUCCUCCGCCACCGUCAACAACCCCUUCCUGCCCUCCGAGGACCAAGUGUCUAAGACCAGUAUUGGCUGGCUGCGUCUCCUGCACCACUGCCUGACGCACGUGAGUGACCUGGAGGCUCUGAUGGCAAGUGCGGCCGCUCCCACGGCCAACCUCCUGCAGACGUGCGCCGCGCUGCUCAUGUCGCCCUACUGCGGCAUGCAUUCGCCCAACAUCGAGGCCGUGCUGGUCAAGAUCGGCCUGCAGUCCACCGCCAUUGGCCUCAAGCUCAUCGACAUCCUGCUGCGCAACUGCGCCGCCUCCGGGACCGACCCCAACAAUCUGAACAGCCCCCUGCUCUUUGGGAGGCUCAACGGCCUCUCUUCCGACUCCACCAUCGACAUCCUCUACCAGCUGGGCACCACCCAGGACCCUGGCACCAAAGACAGGGUCCAGGCUCUCCUGCAGUGGGUGCACGACUCCGCCUGCGUGGCGGCCAUGAAGAGGAGCGCUCCGCUAGGCUACAUGGGCCCGAGCACCUCCUCGCCCCGGGAGUACGGCCUGCUCAUGCCCUCGCCCUCACACCUCCACUGCGUGGCGGCCAUCUUGUGGCACAGCUACGAGCUGCCGGUGGACUACGACCUGCCCGCGCUGCUCAACCGCGAGCUGUUUGAGCUGUUGUAUAACUGGUCCAUGUCCUUGGCCUGUAACCUGGUCCUGAAGAAGGCGGUCGACAGCCUGCUGUGCUCCAUGUGCCACGUCCACCCCAACUACUUCUCUCUUCUCAUGUCCUGGAUGGGCGUGGUGCCCGCCCCGGCCGCCCAGUCCCAGACACGCCACCGCCUCUCUCUCACCGACGACGGCAAAAAGCAGCACGAUGCAGCGGCCGCGGCCACGAGCUCGGCGUCACACGGCGGCGGGGGCCUGACGGACGAUUCGAAGCACGCGCGCUCCCCGCCCGCCCUGUCCGAGUCGCAGCUGGCCACCCUGGCAGCCGCCUCACAGUCGCCCGGUGCCAUCCAGCAGCUGCUGGACUCUGGGUUGCCCUCGCUCCUGGUGCGUAGCCUGGCUAACCUCUGCUGCAACCUGCUGGCCAGCGCCGACCUCCCCUUACCCGGCUCCGUUUCCUCUUCCUCGCCAUCCUCAUCCUCCGCCGCUUCCUCAUCUUCGUCAUCACAAGCCGAGCGACGGCAGCAGCACCACCACCACCACAACUACCACAACUUUCCUUCCACGUCCUCCUCUUCGUCGUCGUCUUCUUCAUCCUCCUCACCACCGCCGGUGAGUCGAGCCACGCUCUCCCCGGAACUGGCGGCACCAGUGCUGCGCUUCCUGACGGAGGUGGGCAACAGCCACGCCAUGAAGGACUGGCUGGGCGGCCCGGAGGUCAACCCGCUGUGGACGGCGCUGCUCUUCCUGCUCUGCCACUCCAGUGCCAGCGCUGGCAGCAUCAGCAUGAGCCACAGCAACGGCCCUAGCAACAGCAGCAGCAACGGGCAGGCGGGGGCGGGGGCGUCAUCGUCAGCAUCAUCGGCUGGGGCGUCCGCAGCCGGUCCGUCAUCACUAUCAUCCCCCUCUUCCUCCUCCGCUGGAUCCUCGGUUCCCCCUCUCUCCUCCCCAGUGCAGACUCCGGGUUUGCGGUAUUCUCUGGGCCCAGUCAGGCGGACGGGUGGCCUCACCACCCAGCAGCGCACCAGCAUCGAGAACGCCACAGUGGCAUUCUUCCUGCAGUGCAUCUCCUGCCACCCCAACAACCAGCGCCUCAUGGCACAGGUCCUGUGUGAGCUUUUCCAGUCAGCCCCUCAGCGCGGCAACGUGCCCAUCUCUGGGAACAUCUCGGGCUUCAUCCGCAGGCUCUUCCUGCAGCUCAUGCUGGAGGAUGAGAAGGUCACCGUCUUCCUGCAGUCGCCCUGUCCGCUGUAUAAGGGACGCAUCAACGCCACCAGCCAUGUGAUCCAGCACCCCAUGUAUGGGGCAGGGCACAAGUACCGCACCCUGAACCUGCCCAUCUCAACCACCCUGGCUGACGUCCUGGACCGUGUCUCAGACACUCCUAGCAUCACAGCCAAGCUGAUCAGUGAGCAGAAGGAGGACAAGGAGAAGAAGAACCACGAGGAGAAGGAGAAGAUGAAGGCUGACAACGGUUUCCAGGACAACUACAGUGUUGUCGUAGCCUCAGGUCUGAAGUCUCAGUCCAAGAGGGCCCUGUCCACACCUCCACGGCCUCCGUCUCGGCGGGGUCGGGUGAUGAGUGACAAGAUGUCUGCCUCCUCUGGCGUAGACCCUACUGCCAAAACCGUCAGUGUGCCUGUCUUCCACCUCUACCACAAGCUGCUCCCAGGUCAGCCCCUGCCUGGGGAGAUGACUCUGGCCCAGCUGCUGACCCUCCUGUAUGACCGCAAGCUGCCGCAGGGUUACCGCUCCAUCGACAUGACCGUCAAGCUCGGCUCCAAGCUCAUCGCUGACCCGGGCCUCUCUAAGACAGACUCCUUCAAGCGGCUACGGACAGAAAAAGAGCACGGCGAGAUGCUGAGCAGCUGUCCCGAGGACGAGCCCAUGACGCCGGGAGAGGAGGGUUUGGACGCAGCCAUCGACGAGUCCCUGCUGGAGACCAACCCCAUCCAGUCCCCGCUGCAGGUGUUUGCCGGCAUGGGGGGCCUGGCGCUGAUCGCAGAGAGGCUGCCCAUGCUCUACCCUGACGUCAUCCAGCAGGUGAGCGCCCCGGUCGUGGCUUCCAGCACCCAGGAGAAGCCAAAGGACAGCGACCAGUUUGAGUGGGUGACCAUUGAGCAGUCGGGCGAGCUGGUUUACGAGGCACCGGAGACCAUCGCCGCCGAGCCGCCCCCCAUCAAGUCGCCGGUGCAGACCAUGUCGCCCAUCCCAGCCCACUCGCUGGCCGCCUUCGGCCUCUUCCUGCGCCUGCCCGGCUACGCCGAGGUGCUGCUCAAGGAACGCAAGCAUGCCCAGUGUCUGCUGCGCCUCGUGCUGGGUGUGACGGACGACGGAGAGGGCAGCCACAUCCUGCAGUCUCCCUCGGCCAACGUGCUGCCCACGCUGCCCUUCCACGUGCUGCGCGCCCUCUUCAGCUCCACGCCGCUCACCACGGACGACGGGCUGCUGCUGCGCCGCAUGGCCCUGGAGAUCGGCGCCAUCCACCUCAUCCUAGCCUGCCUGUCGGCCCUCAGCCACCACGCGCCGCGGGUGCCCACCACCAACGGCAGCCAGAGCGAGCCACAGGUGGUAUCUGGCCACGCUGGAGGCACUAGUGAGGAACAGCAGCUGUACUGGGCCAAGGGCACGGGCUUCGGCACCGGCUCCACCGCCUCGGGCUGGGACGUGGAGCAGGCCCUCACCAAACAGCGCCUGGAGGAGGAGCACGUUACCUGCCUACUGCAGGUUCUGGCCAGCUACAUAAACCCAGCAGGGUGCCUGAGCCACGGGGAGGCCCCCAGCAGCGAGACUCGAGGCCACAACAGCGCCGCCCUCCCCUCUGUCCUGCAGGAGCUGCUCAGCCAGUCCUGCCUCAUCCCCGCCAUGUCCUCCUACCUGCGAAACGACUCCGUGCUGGACAUGGCUCGUCACGUGCCGCUGUACCGGGCGCUGCUGGAGCUGCUGCGGGCCAUCUCCACCUGCACGUCCCUGGUGCCGCUGCUGCUGCCGCUGUCGGGCGACCCGGGCGAGGAGGAGGAGGAAGAGCACUCCGAGUGCCAGACCUCGGUGGGCAUGCUGCUGGCCAAGAUGAAGACCUGCGUGGACACGUACACCAACCGCCUCAGGUCAAAGAAAGACAAGAGUAAAGGAGUGGUGAAGGCUGAGCCGUCUGACCCCGAGCCGGAGGGUCUGUCCCUGCUGGUGCCCGACAUCCAGAGGACCGCCGAGAUCGUGUACGCCGCCACCACCAGCCUGCGGCAGGCCAACCAAGAAAAGAAACUGGCCGAGUGCUCGAAGAAGACGUCCACCAGGCCCAAGCCCAUGUCUGUGAUGCGCUCUUUGGAGGAGAAGUAUGUGGCAGCCAUGAAGAAGCUCCAGUUUGAUACGUUUGAAAUGGUUACCGAGGAUGAGGACGGUAAGCUGGUGUUUAAGGUGAACUACCACUACAUGUCUCAGGUGAAGAACGCCAGCGAUGCCAACAGCGCUGCCCGGGCACGCCGGCUGGCCCAGGAGGCCGUCACCCUCUCCACCUCCCUGCCCCUCUCCUCCUCCUCCUCUGUCUUCGUCCGCUGCGACGAGGAGCGCCUCGAUAUCAUGAAGGUCCUGAUUACUGGUCCGGCAGACACCCCAUAUGCAAACGGCUGUUUUGAGUUUGACGUGUACUUCCCCCAGGACUACCCCAACUCCCCCCCUCUGGUCAACCUGGAGACCACCGGGGGCCACAGCGUGCGCUUCAACCCAAACCUCUAUAAUGACGGCAAAGUGUGUUUAAGUAUCCUUAACACCUGGCAUGGUCGACCAGAGGAGAAGUGGAAUCCACAAACCUCUAGCUUUUUACAGGUGCUAGUGUCCGUUCAGUCCCUGAUUCUGGUGGCGGAGCCGUACUUUAACGAGCCAGGCUACGAGCGCUCGAGGGGCACGCCCAGCGGCACACAGAGCUCCCGCGAGUACGACGGAAACAUCCGGCAGGCCACCGUCAAGUGGGCCAUGCUGGAACAGAUGAGGAACCCCUCGCCCUGCUUCAAGGAGGUGAUCCAUAAGCACUUCUACCUGAAGCGUGUUGAGAUCAUGGGCCAGUGUGAGGAGUGGAUCACAGACAUUCAGCAGUACAGCAGCGACAAGAGAGUGGGCCGCACCAUGUCCCACCACGCUGCAGCGCUCAAGAGGCACACAGCCCAGCUGAGGGAGGAACUGCUGAAGCUGCCCUGCCCAGACGGCCUGGAGCCCGAUGGGGAGGAGUUCUCUGAUAAAAGCCCUGCCCUCAUGGUCAAGGAGCUACCCAAUCAGGAUGGGGAGAAACCGGGCGGCAGCCAGGACACUCACUGCAGCGAGGGACAGCUAUGAGGCUCUUAAAAAGCCUCUCUCGUCGGGUCCCCUGCCCGCCCCUGCCCCACCUUUGCCCACUCUUCCUCCUCCUCCUCCUCCUCCUCCUCACACGACUAUUACCCUUGAUAUUAAAUAGACUGUUCAUGGCAGUGAAAGCCUGGAUUUUGUCAAUAUUUGUAUGUAAGAAUCUAAUUAUGUAAUAGCUGAAAAAAAACAGAGGACGACCUGAAAAGCAAGCAAGCAAGCUGAGACCAGAGGAGAAAAAAAAAAAAAGAAACAACUGCUUCUAAACCCCCCACCCCCCCACCCCCAGGAGACAGAACUGCUUCAAUAUGCCCCGUAAAGAAAAAACAAGACAUCACAGACAAACAAGCUUUUAUUUACGUGUAAAGGAGUGUAAACUUUUAUGUGUUUUUUUUUUUUUUUUUUUUUUUUUUUCUCUUCUGUUUUCUUUAUUUUCUUUUUUCAAUUGUGAAAUAACCACUGACUGGUAUAUGUUAUUAAACUUGUUUAUGUAUACAUAAUGACAGAGGAAAUCAGAGUAUAUGAGGGAACUACCUUUAGAUGAGAAUGUUUACUGAAUGUUAAUUUUCCAUUUGUUUUAUUGUUUUCUUUUUCUUUCUUUUUUCUUUUUGUGUUUUCCUGACUGUUAGCAAGGACGGUAACCAAGGAUAUACUGGUCAUUUACUAUACUAUUUAAAAAAAAAAAAAGAGAGAUAAGACACCCACCCAACACCUCCCCUCCCCUCAUAAAUUUGAGGGUUCUUCUGAUUUCCCCAUUGACAUCGCUUAUUUGGUUUAUACAGACAACCUGUAAACUUCAAUAAAGGCUGAAAUGGAUAUUCUUAACCGCUA
Clupea harengus (Atlantic herring) is the source of this 10059-nucleotide messenger RNA. It is a transcript of the gene birc6, whose product is annotated as baculoviral IAP repeat containing 6. Gene Ontology annotation, biological process: regulation of cytokinesis; negative regulation of apoptotic process; apoptotic process. The annotation marks the transcript as partial. The record is from RefSeq and is a predicted model, not a curated record. The transcript is spliced from 46 exons. Lineage: Eukaryota; Metazoa; Chordata; Actinopteri; Clupeiformes; Clupeidae. Gene Ontology annotation, cellular component: nucleus. Gene Ontology annotation, molecular function: cysteine-type endopeptidase inhibitor activity; ubiquitin-protein transferase activity.